AUGGGUUUCUUCUCCUUUGCAAGCCGUGGUGCGGCGAAGAAGAUUCUGCUAAACCCCCCGAAGAGUUUCCAUGACUGGAAACCUAAGUUCUUCUUCAUCCGUGAAGAGGUUUUGCCGAUUGCCAUGCCCUUUAGGGAUUGGACUGAGGCAAUACCGAAGGAAGACCUUCCAAUUCCGAAAACUGCCCGGUGGUAUCAGCAAUUGAACCCAACCCCAAAUCGGGUGUUUGGGGAAAACGUUUUAGUAGCGGCUAAGAUGAGUGACCAGUGGUCACCCAACAGCAGGGAGGUUCCGGUGUUGAAGAUCGGCGAUCAAGAGGCGCAACUCUAUCAAGCUGCCUUUUCCACAUUUGGUGGUUCCAUGGGCGUGCGCCCAAUGCGCGAUGACGAGGAGAGCUGGUAUGACCAGAUCAAGGCCAACUUCAUGUAUCCGGUUGAUGGUGCCUUUGCUUCGCCGCCAACCACGACUGAAGGCUUACCGCGCACAGCUAAAACAAAAACUGGAGCGGGCGGCUCAAAAAGCUCUGGGAGCGCGGGUUCUCGUAACCCUGAUGCUGGCGCGACCCCAUCUAUGCCUGAAGACGAUGAGGCUGAAGAAGAAGAUGCUGCUGCCCAGUUGAUUGGCAGGAAAAGGGGUAGAAGCGAGGCCACGACUUCCGCGGCUACUGCUGUUGUGAUUCCCGUGGUUGGGAAAACGAGCAACCUGCGCUCGUUGUAUAGGUUUUCUCCUGAGAUCAAGAAGAAGACCCCUGAGAAGGGUGUCAAGUUCAGUGAGCCAGGGGUGAAAAGGCCGAAGAUUACCAUCAAGUCUUCUGAUACUGCUGCUCAGGACGCUGCGAAGGCUGCCGAGGCGCAGCGAAAGGCAGAGGAGAAUCAGAAGAGAGAAGAAGAAAGGAAAAAGAAAGUUGAGGAGGAGAAGAGGAGGAAGGAUGGAGAAGAGAGGAAGAAGAAGGCGGAGGAGGAGAAGAGGAGGAAGGAUGAAGAAGAGAGGAAGAAGAAGGCGGAGGAGGAGAAGGCAGCCGAAGAGGCGAAGAAAAAGGCCUUGGAGAAGGAGUUGGCACAGAAGAAGGCUAUGGAUUAG
This is a messenger RNA of Helianthus annuus (common sunflower), 1080 nucleotides long. Its product is annotated as eukaryotic translation initiation factor 4 gamma-like. The transcript has 4 exons. The record is from RefSeq and is a predicted model, not a curated record. The coding region runs from base 1 to 1080 and encodes 359 amino acids. NCBI's taxonomy places the organism in Eukaryota, Viridiplantae, Streptophyta, Magnoliopsida, Asterales, Asteraceae.